UGUCUUUACAUUAUCUUUCCACACACAGAAAAAAAGAAAAGAAAUGGCAACGACAUAUUAGCUGUCGCUCAGUGCGCCGCGGCCACCCAGUGUGCCACCGCCGUGACACCGGACUGCGAUGAUCGUGUCCAACGUGAGCCUGAGCGGCUGCGCAGGGGUCAACAGCGCUCUGUGCGCCGCAGCCGGGGAAGGGCACUUGGGGGGAGGCUCAUACCGGACCACCCUCACCCCGACGGGGCACCUGAUUGUGGCCGUGUGCCUUGGCUUCAUCGGCACUCUCGGACUUAUGAACAACCUGCUGGUGCUCGUGCUCUUCUGCCGCUACAAGAUGCUGCGGUCGCCCAUCAACCUGCUCCUGAUUAACAUUUCCAUCAGCGACCUGCUGGUGUGCGUACUGGGGACUCCGUUCAGCUUCGCCGCCAGCACGCAGGGACGGUGGCUCAUAGGAGACGGCGGAUGCGUGUGGUACGGAUUCGCCAACUCCCUCUUUGGCAUUGUUUCCCUGAUCUCCCUGGCUGUCCUCUCCUAUGAGCGCUACAGCACCAUGGUGGCCCCCACUGAGGCCGACUCCUCCAACUACCGGAAGAUCUCCCUGGGCAUCAUCCUCUCCUGGGUCUACUCCCUCAUCUGGACCCUGCCGCCACUCUUUGGCUGGAGCCAAUAUGGCCCAGAGGGACCCGGGACCACCUGCUCUGUCGACUGGACGGCCAAGACGGCGAAUAGCAUGUCUUACAUCAUCUGCCUGUUUGUCUUCUGCCUCAUCGUGCCAUUCCUGGUGAUCGUGUUCUGCUACGGGAAGCUGCUGUGCGCCAUCAGACAGGUGAGCGGGAUCAACGCAUCGAUGAGCAGGAAACGUGAGCAGCGUGUGUUAUUCAUGGUUGUGAUCAUGGUGAUCUGCUACCUGCUGUGCUGGCUGCCGUACGGCAUCAUGGCCCUGCUGGCCACCUUCGGGCCACCCGGCCUGGUCACACCCGUGGCGAGCAUCAUCCCCUCGAUCCUGGCCAAGACGAGCACGGUCAUCAACCCAGUCAUCUAUGUCUUCAUGAAUAAACAGUUUUACAGAUGUUUCCAAGCCCUGCUACAUUGUGAGACUCCGCGACGAGGCUCCAGCUUAAAGAGCUCCUCCAAGGUCGCCACCAAGGCCGUAAGAGGCGUAGCAGUGACUGGUCCCCGCCGCACCAACGACUUCCUAUUUAUGGUAGCCUCCUUGGGUCAACCGGCAGACACCAUCCCCCAACUGGACCCCUCAGUGGAACCCACCAUUGACGUCACCAAAGGCCCCUCUUCAGACAUCAACAAACCUGUCGUAGUAUCGCUAGUGGCCCACUUUGACGGCUGA
This is a messenger RNA of Epinephelus moara (kelp grouper), 1339 nucleotides long. It is a transcript of the gene tmtopsa, whose product is annotated as teleost multiple tissue opsin a. Gene Ontology annotation, molecular function: G protein-coupled receptor activity. Gene Ontology annotation, biological process: G protein-coupled receptor signaling pathway; visual perception. The record is from RefSeq and is a predicted model, not a curated record. Bases 119 to 1339 code for a protein of 406 amino acids. The transcript has 4 exons. Gene Ontology annotation, cellular component: membrane; photoreceptor outer segment. NCBI's taxonomy places the organism in Eukaryota, Metazoa, Chordata, Actinopteri, Perciformes, Serranidae.